AUGAACUCAGCCCUCUGCCUCACUGAACUUUUAGGGCUAUGUCUUUCUUUUACAGGCUAUAUCUGCUGUCUGGUGAGUUUAUUCAUACCUCAAUGGUUGACAUUCUCAUCGGGUAUGUUGGUGAAUGAAAGUUAUCUCUUGGGUUUAUGGCAUAUCUGUGUCUCUCAAGAUGUGGGCUCAAGUGUGUGUCAAGAACAUGGUACGCUCCUUGAACUUCCUCUUCAUAUCCAGAUGACCCGUAUUCUUGUGUGUCUUUCAGUGUUAACUGGAACGUUGGGAUUUAUGGUUUCCACACCUGCAUUAACUUGUGUAAAAUGUCUUGAUAAUAGUAAACACUAUGUAAAAAGAGUCAUUAGCAUUGUUGGAGGAUCCCUCUUUAUUCUUGCUGGGGCUAUGAUUUUUUGCCCAGUAUCUUACUUUGCUCAUGAUGUUAUGCAAAAUUUUUGGGACAUCACGCUACCCAAAGACUUCCCCCGGUGGGAAUAUGGAAAUGCUAUGUUCUCUGGCUGGGUUGGUGGAAUCCUUUUUGUAGCUGGAGGAAUAAUACUUAUUAUUUCACAAAUUUUCAUUAAUUCAGAGUCAAGGCUACAAAGAAACCAACCAAUAGAAAGAAACCAUGCAUCUUUUCAAAUGGAAUAUGUAUAACCUUAUACUGAAUGCACAAUACUUCAUUCCAGUAGAGGACAAAGAUUUCAACCUAAAACUGUUUUAUAUCUAAUUUAUGAUUACAACCAAUGUUUUGUGUCUUUGUUUCUUAGCAAAUUAUAGGCUACUUUUUAAUGGAGAAUUUACCUACACACGUCACAUAUGCCAAUAAAGCUAUAAAUAGGGUUGCUGCUUUUUCACAUGUGUGUUUAAUAUUUUAUAAUAAAGGCUAUGCUGAAAACAAAA
Molecule: messenger RNA, 891 nt
Organism: Bombina bombina (fire-bellied toad)
Lineage: Eukaryota; Metazoa; Chordata; Amphibia; Anura; Bombinatoridae
Product: putative claudin-25
Exons: 1
Coding region: 1-645 (214 amino acids)
Biological process (GO): bicellular tight junction assembly; cell adhesion
Cellular component (GO): bicellular tight junction; plasma membrane
Molecular function (GO): structural molecule activity
Source: RefSeq, a predicted model, not a curated record